Messenger RNA from Exaiptasia diaphana, 2917 nucleotides. RefSeq lists its product as uncharacterized. The transcript has 2 exons. The record is from RefSeq and is a predicted model, not a curated record. NCBI's taxonomy places the organism in Eukaryota, Metazoa, Cnidaria, Anthozoa, Actiniaria, Aiptasiidae. Bases 140 to 2917 code for a protein of 925 amino acids.
UCSUUGAAAGGGCGUCUUUGUUGCAAUUGUGUGUAAAAAGUGUGUGAAAAAUCACGAAUAUUGGUUCAAAAAUAAGUCAAUUUCCAUCUUUAAGAGUCGAGAUAGCGAUCGAAGUGAUUCCAGUAAGUAUUAUGGCAAAAUGUGUACUGUUCAACCAGACCUUGCAGCUUAUCUUCUGAACUAUCAAGACAACGACGUUAUCAAUUCAGACGUGAAUUCUUCAAUUGUGUGUGAGGAAUCAAGUUCUAAUGACAUCAAUGAAGAAAAUUYAACAAAUGAUUCUGAAAGACUUCCCAAAAGACAAGAGAACAGAACUUCUAGCAGGAAAUCAAAUGAAAAUGYCAAGUUGACUGUUCCUACCACCAAUAAAAAGAGGCAGGAUAUCAGAGUCAAUACACAGCCUAAGAAUAAGAAARUUUGUCAAACUAUGACUGGYCCAAAUAAAAUUUUUAGCGACAAAUCAAUUAUAGAAUUGUUGAAAUACCAAGACUCAGAUCAAAUGGACACUACUUAUUCUGCACCCAGAAAUAAAGGGAUGGACUCAUCCCGAUAUUCAGAAAUUGAGAGACACGGUUUUGACAGUGGUUUACACUUGAAUGAGAAAUGGAACAGAACAUGUUUAAUUCCAGUCAGUAGCAAUGAGAUGUCAGACUCUGACAGUGAUGAUGACAGUGAUAGUGAAUCUUUUACUGAAGAUCAGCUUGCUUUGAUUGAAACAGUUAUGUCACAUGAUAUUGCUGCAUGUGAAGAUACAGAUCAUGUUUGUGAAAAUGAMAAACAAAACAACAGUUUUCCUCCUCAAAACCAAGAUGUAUUUGAUAAUGCAAAACAAACCAGCCAGAGUGAAAGCAAUGAUUUAUCAUCAAGUCAAGAAUUGAUUCCMCAUGAACCUUGUAGUACCAUUGAAGAUCAGGAAGUAUAUGUUGAUUGUAGGGAUAGUCAAGAGCUUGAGCAUGCUGCAUCAAAGCUAGAAAGAARCUCAGAAAAAAUUAAUGUGGAUAUAAYGGAAACAAGUAGURAYUCAGAMGGUUCAAUUCUAUCUGCAGAGUUAGACGGUAGUGUAGAAACACAAGAUCAGUUUACACAUUUGGAAAGUGCUGAAAGUACCAUACUCCCAGAWKUCACUCACCCAUCAAAUAAAAUGAUGCAAAAUGAUAACAAUCAUUCAUCUGAAAAAGUAGAAACUGUAMAAGGUGUCAAAAAAGAUGUCAUKGUGUUGGACAGUGAUUGUGAAACCAGAAGCAUCCAGUCCUUAGACUUUGAUUUAUUUGCAAGGAAUGAUGUCAUUGCAAGUACACCAAUCCAUUCUGUAUCUGCAAACACUUCAAUAGAUAACAACUCACUAGAGGYUACUGCAAGGUUCAAAGUCCAUGAAUGCACACCAAAUGAAAUGUCCAAAAAUGCCAUUAAUUACCUUAUGAGGAUGGAUGAAGAUGAUGUUGAUGAUGCUAUUGAAAGUAUGUUGACCAGUCAGUUUCCUAGGUUUGAUGCAUUUAGUGCACUUAUACAUCCUACCAGAUUGCCACUUUGUUCUUCACAUUACGAUGACAGUGAACAGCAGAGUAGCAGUAGUGAAYUAGUUGAUGAUAUGAUGAUAGAAACUGAAGUUUGUGCAGAAGUAACAGUUGAUAAUGACAUACCAAACCCAUUAGAAGAAGAUGCUCCGUUUUUGCCCCCAGAACGAAGGGAUACAGCUGAUGUGGCACAAGAGGAACUUCCUAGCAAUUAUUUACAGAAACCAUCUACAGAUACCCCUCAGGUGGCCCAUAAGAACUCAAAGAAUAAAUGCAAGCCAAAAAUAGAUAAGAUCAAAGAAAGUAAAUCAGUAAAACCAAAAACAGAUAGAAGUGUAAUACAAAAGAAACUCAAACAAAAGAAGUGYACUGUAAUGACAGAACUCAAGAAACAGCAGUUGUUAUCCAAAUACAUUAAUAACGGUAAACAGAUGCAGCUAGUGAUUCCUUUUCUUCCAAUUAGAUCCAAGAAAAAGACCAAUUUCAAAGUAAUGYCGAGGAACACAUCACUGAUCAACAAGGUAAUUAAUAAACCUACAUCUGUUGUGCAAAAGAAACCCUACAGUGGUAAGAAUACUGCAGAAAUCACCACCAAAGAUACAAGAAUUCCAUCUCMUUCCACAACUAGCAAUUCACAGACAAGUGAGGCUGUAGAAAAGAAAGAACUGGAAGUUCCAACAGAUGAUAAUGAUGAUACAAUUAGAUCUAUAUCUACCAAUGUUGCCAAUGAUUCAAGGUCAAGUGAUAGAGAACCAAAUGUAAAUAAUGUCAAAGUUGAUAAUUAUCAAACAAAUCAAAACACUGAGUGUUUAAGCAUCAACAAUGAGACUCCAUGUGAUUCUGAGAUGUGUGAAGAACGUUUGUCCACAACCAACAAUGUUGAUGUAUUGAGUGCUGUUUGUGAACUAGACAUUGAAACUGAUGUGUCAAAUACUAUAACACAACAAGCUCAUCAGAUUUCAUCAGGUCAAGCAUCAACUGGAAGUAUUGAUCUAGGCUUUAAUGUUAAACUUUCAGACACUAUAGAAGAUGAAGAGGCUUUGAAAUUACAAUCAGACAGCAACUGCGAGGAGAAUGUGGAUUUAAGUUCAUGUGUAGUACAAGCAAAAGAGCAAACUGAAGAUGAGGACUGUACUCCUAUUGCAGACUCAUGUCAGCAUGCUUUUGUUGGCAGUYGUAAAGAUUCUUUCAUACAAGAAGAGGAACUGCAAGAAGGAUCUCUUGARCUCUCACUGGGGAAGAAUACCAAUAAUGCCAUGGAUAAUGACACUUCAAUUGAAAGCUGCAAGGAUACACUACUUAAAAAGAAAGAACACCUAGAAGAAUCUACAAUAAUGCCAUGGAUAAUGACACUUCAAUUGAAAGCUGCAAGGAUACACUACUUAAAAAGAAAGAACACCUAG